CCAGAGGAAGCUUCGGGAUAAAUUGUAAAUUACAAUGCAUGCCAGGUUACUACGGAAAUCUUUGCUUGCUUCCAUGUGAAUGUUAUGCUCACCAGUGUGACCCAGAGUCUGGAUGUCCAGGGACUAUCUCUCCAAUACAGGAAGAACAAAAUAAUACUAGCACAUGGACGUUGGUUUUCGUUAUCAUUAUUGGUUCGGUAGCAACACUCCUUGUCAGCUGUAUAUGCCUGUACUUGUGGAUCUCAAAACGGGGUAAACCACGUUUGCGAUAUCCCAAGACGAACCCAACAGAUUUGGAUGACACACUUACCGCUACGGUCAAAGACGUUAAUACAUGUAAGCAGUCUCCUGACCACGCCGAAAUCUGCGACAGUUUAAACAGUUCUCUCAGUCAGUCCAAGGAUGGUGAUUUAACUGCAACCGAAAUUGAUGUAAAGUGCAAGCAUGAAAUUGAAUAUGUAGAAAAAGAGGACAAGUAUGGUGGAUUACAUGAUAGCGAGUAUCACAGAUUACAGUUUAAAACGAACAGAAGUCUCAGAAGACAAUAUAUAGGGAGGGAAGAUAAAGACAGUGAAGAAUUCGUGGCACUGGAGAGGGUAGAAUUCAGUGGGGUUAACACAGAGGAUCGAAUCUAUUCCAUACCACAGAUGUCACAGAAUGAAAACCAAUGGGCAAAUCGAUCUCAAAUUGAUUCUCUGUGUACUUCAGAAUAUAGCAUUUUGAGUAUUGAUAAUAUUUCUCCAAAGACUUUUCCAAACUCAAAGGAGAUGCCGUCUAUUACUAUUGAGAAUGAAUUAAAAGGAAACUCAAUUAUGGUAGGAGAACCGCAGUAUAGUCUCGUUAAAUUCAGUGAUAUUGAAAUUGAAGAUGACAGAAACAAGAGUGUAGAAUCACAAACUACACCGCUGUGAGAUUAUCUAACGGUUUGUUCAUUAUUUUUAUUCAGACGUGUAAUAAGAAUAUGGUGCG
Messenger RNA from Saccostrea cuccullata (small rock oyster), 969 nucleotides. RefSeq lists its product as uncharacterized. The record is from RefSeq and is a predicted model, not a curated record. The coding region runs from base 39 to 911 and encodes 290 amino acids. The transcript has 2 exons. NCBI's taxonomy places the organism in Eukaryota, Metazoa, Mollusca, Bivalvia, Ostreida, Ostreidae.